CUGAAUGGAACGGGACAGGCAGGCUUUGUUGGGCCGAACAGAGGUGAGGAGACGGGUAGAUUGGACUGGGAACAAGAAGGCAGGCAGCAUGAGGCGGAGGACGAAGGCUGGCACGCAGCGUGGAGCCACACCAGAGACCAGGGUAAGCAGGUAAAUGUACAGGUAGGUCGCUCAGCCGGGGACCAGGUAGAAGAUGUCCCACCCACUCCGGAGAUCAGGAUAAACAGGUAGCGUGCACAUAAGGCAUUUAUUCAGACGGAGGGCAGGUUGCCGGGAAGGUAAUUCGUCAUUCCGCUGGAGAGCAAGUAGAGGAGUUUCACCAGCCCGGAGAUCAUAGUAUCGGCACAGGAGAAGGGGCGACCGGGACGCCGUCGAGCCAGGAACAGGGGUAGAUCGUUAAAAAAAGGAUGACAUGUCAGUCAGUGACCUCACAAACUGCUCAGUCCACAGUCUGAGCAGUCGGUAAAACUGUCUGAAUCUGAUUAACCAGGAGCCAUCACGCUGACAGGACCUCGCAGUGGAUUAACUUUGGUUUGUUUCUGCAAAGCAAGAAUAUGGAUGGAUUUUAUGAAGGACAUUCAUAAACCAAAUAUUGUGGGGUUUUUUUUUUUUUUUUGGAAACCAAUCUGCUCCUCUGACAGCAGUGCUACAUCUGAGCCACUUGCACCAUGUGGUCAGCAGGGUUGCUUUUUGCCCCCACACCUUCAGGACUAUAGAUUUAUCAUGAUGCUAUUUUUGUCAAUUACACUCAGAAAGUUUCCAGGCAACUGAUUUGGAUUGUGAUGACAUGUUUCUAUCUAAGAGGAAAAUUAGGACCUUUACUCUGCUGUUUUCCAUCCUUACAUUUACAACGCUCCUAUUCAGCUACACUUUCCGGGACCCCUCGCUCUAUGGCUUCUUCAAAUCCUCUUUUCGCAACAACAGGCUAUGCGCCUGUCACCAGCAGUGCAUGAUGAAGUUGGAGGAUAACCCCUGGUUCACUGAGCGCUUCAAUCAGUCCAUCCACCCGUUGAUGACUAGUGACAACAGUGUCCUCUCUAAUGAAACCUUCAGAUGGUGGCAGGGGUUACAGUUAGAGACCGAGCCGGCCGACUUCAAUGAAGUGAAGAAGGAGCUGUUUAGGUUCAUCCCUAGUGAGACGCUUUACAUGGAUGCCAGCCCCAAACGCUGCAGAACCUGUGCUGUGGUGGGUAACUCUGGAAAUCUCAAAGGUUCCCGGUACGGCCUCAGGAUCGACACCAACGAUUUCAUCAUAAGAAUGAAUCAGGCUCCCACCAGAGGCUUUGAGGAGGAUGUGGGCUGGAGGACAACUCAUCAUGUAAUGUAUCCAGAAAGCGCCACAGACCUGGACAACACCACCACUCUGGUGCUGGUCCCGUUCAAGACUCUGGAUCUGCAGUGGCUUGUUAGUGCCCUGAGCACGGGCACUAUUACAGAGACAUAUAUGCCUGUCAAGUCCAGAAUAAAAGCUAAUAAAGAUAAGGUGUUGAUUUAUAAUCCAACAUUUAUGAAAUAUAUCUUCGACUCUUGGCUUGAAGGUCAUGGACGAUAUCCUUCCACUGGUUUCCUCAGCAUAAUGUUUGCUAUCCACAUAUGUGAUGAGGUUAGUGUGUUUGGAUUCGGUGCAGACCAGUACGGAAACUGGCACCACUACUGGGAGGAGAACGAUUUGGCUGGAGCUCAUAAAGACACACAAGUCCAUGAUGGAGAUUAUGAAUAUAAUGUCACCUGUCUCCUGGCAGACAAGCACAAAAUCCAUAUGUUUAAAAGCAGAUGAUACCAAGCCCAUAUGCGUGGUACAAUGACCACCAAAUGAACUUCAGUAGCCUGUCCUGCAUCUCAUGUGAAAACACUGUUGUUAUGAUUUCCAGUGACAUUUUCACAUGAUGUCUUCUGGUCUUCCAGUUUUCUUUUCCUCACUUAAUCUUUUGUUUUUGAAAUGUUAGUCAUACUGACAAACCAACAGUUUGUCUGGGCUCCCAGACACUGACUAGACCAGACUGGACCAUCAACAUAAGAUAAAAGCAAGCACUGCCAUGUGUUCUAUAAUCUCUAAACCCAACUCAAAUAUGUGUGGGAGUGAAUGGACAAGCAUGCUAUACAUCCAAAGCUUUAGUACUAUUAUAUAGUAGGUGUGUACGCUUUACGCUCUUUUCUAUACAUUGGCUAGCAUUGUGGUUACCUAAAGCUUUGUAUAUUAAAAGUCCCAGAUACUGGCAUAAAAUAAGCUCUGCUGACAGCAGUACUCAAAGUGCCAUAUAGCUAUUUACAUUGUUGAUAUAAAGGCAUACAGUAGAGAGGGGCAUUUUAGAUAAAAUUCAUCACAGUCCCAGUCUUUUAUAGACCACAACAAAUGAAAGGAAAAGCCAACAUAAAGUGUCUC
Molecule: messenger RNA, 2383 nt
Organism: Monopterus albus (swamp eel)
Lineage: Eukaryota; Metazoa; Chordata; Actinopteri; Synbranchiformes; Synbranchidae
Product: CMP-N-acetylneuraminate-beta-galactosamide-alpha-2,3-sialyltransferase 1-like
Exons: 7
Coding region: 788-1777 (329 amino acids)
Biological process (GO): sialylation
Cellular component (GO): membrane
Molecular function (GO): beta-galactoside (CMP) alpha-2,3-sialyltransferase activity
Source: RefSeq, a predicted model, not a curated record